Molecule: messenger RNA, 1947 nt
Organism: Westerdykella ornata
Lineage: Eukaryota; Fungi; Ascomycota; Dothideomycetes; Pleosporales; Sporormiaceae
Product: galactose oxidase
Exons: 2
Coding region: 1-1947 (648 amino acids)
Molecular function (GO): protein binding
Source: RefSeq, a predicted model, not a curated record
AUGACCGUCGCUCCUUUCUUCUACUUACUCAGCUUACUUUCUCUCCUCCAGAGAGUCGGUUCGGCCAGUGUGCCCCUGGACAGAACAGGAUGGGAAGCUACUGCAGAUAGCUUCCAUGCUGGCAACGAGCCGGCAAAGGCCAUUGACGGCAAUGAGGGCACAUUCUGGCACUCCGAAUAUGCUCCUGAUAAUCCGCUUCCGAACACCAUCACAAUCGACAUGAAGGGCAACUAUAUUGUUAAUGGAGUCAGCAUUCAACCGAGACAGGAUGGGAGUGGAAAUGGGCGUAUCGGACAACACAUCAUUGAGACCAGCGUGGAUAACUCUAAUUGGAAUCGAGUCGCCGUCGGUGCCUAUGUCAACGAUGCGACGACGAAGAAGACAAGCUUCGUGGCGAGGCAGGCUCGGUAUGUACGUGUCACUGCGGUGACCGAGGCGCAAGGUGCGAAUAACCAUAGUGCAGCUGAAGUCAAUCUCAUCGACACUAUUGCUCCGGCUUACACUGCUCCCAAUCCGAGCAAAGGACUUUGGAUCAACACUGUCGAUUUCCCGAUUGUACCUGCCGCCGCUGCUGUGCUUCCCAAUGGAAAGAUACUACUCUGGAGUGCGUACAAACUCGACGAUUUUGGAGGCGGCAACGGAUUCACACAGACGGCUAUCUAUGAUCCCGCGACUGGCACCUCAACCCAACGAACCAUCUCAAAUACCCAACACGACAUGUUCUGCCCCGGUAUAUCGAUGGACUUCAAUGGCCGCAUUAUCGUCACCGGCGGAAAUAACGCCGAGAAAACCAGCAUCUACAACCCAGACACGGACGCCUGGAUCACAGCAGCCAACAUGCGAAUCCCUCGCGGUUACCAAUCCACGACCACCACCUGGGAUGGCAAGAUUUUCAAUAUCGGUGGCUCCUGGAGCGGCGGAAACGGCGGUAAGAAUGGCGAAAUCUACGACGUCUCUGCAAACACUUGGUCGUUGAUUCAGAACGCCCUCGUCUCUCCGAUGCUGACCAAUGACCGUGGAGGUGUCUACCGCGCCGACAAUCACGCCUGGCUCUUUGCGUGGAAGAACGGCUCCGUGUUCCAAGCCGGGCCGUCGAAAGCAAUGAAUUGGUACAACACCGUUGGCGCUGGAUCCACCACUGGUGCCGGAACCCGCGCUAACGAUGGCGACGCCAUGAACGGAAAUGCAAUCAUGUACGACGCUCCAGCGGGAAAGAUUCUAACGGCGGGAGGCGCGGCGAAUUACCAGACUGAUCAAGCGCGCAAUAACGCGUACGUCAUUACACUGAACAACCCAGGACAAACCCCAACCGUCACGCAAACAGCCCCCAUGGGUUUUGCGCGCGGCUUCGCCAAUGGGGUUGUCUUGCCAGACGGCACUGUUUUCGUAACGGGAGGCCAGUCGUGGGUAGAGCCAUUCAGUGACGCAACUGCCGUGCAGACGCCGGAACUCUGGGUGCCUAGUACGGGACAGUGGACGCAGAUGAAUCCCAUGGCUAUACCAAGAACAUACCACUCCGUUGCUUUGCUCCUCCCCGACGCGACCGUGCUGAACGGUGGAGGUGGACUCUGCGGGAAUUGCGGCACGAAUCACUGGGACGGCGAAAUCUUCGUCCCGCCCUACCUCCUCAAUGCAGAUGGCUCUCGGCGCGCGCGGCCAGGUAUAUCGCAAGCGCCGGGUAGUUUGAAACUGGGUGGGACGUUCAGCGUAACCACCGAUAGAGCAGUCACGGCGUUCAGUUUAGUAAGACUGGGAACGGCGACGCACACGGUGAAUACGGAUCAGAGGCGGGUGCCGUUGACAUUUACGAAGGCUACGACUGGGAAUGUGUACAGUGUUACCUUGCCAGGGGAUGCGGGGGUGGUGCUACCCGGUUAUUGGUAUCUGUUUGCAAUGGAUGGGAGUGGGACGCCGAGUCCGGCCAAGAUUGUGAAGGUGCUACAGUGA